CUGUUUCUUAAGUUAUUAUCAAUGAACUAUUUCUUUCUUAAGUUAUUAAAUUUGUUUUUGCUUGAAUUUCCAUUGAGGAAUGCAAGUUCAUUCCCUUUUACCCUUUGAUUGCUAGGCUUAUUGUGAAUGGCUUAGGAAGAAUGGUCUUAAUAUCGCUCUUUUCGAAUGUGAUUUAUGAAUAUUCAUUAGUAUGUGUGGAUCAGAUCCUUUUCCAGCAGAAACACUUCCAGACACAUCUUACCAUGUAGUGCUCGUACCGGAGUAGUUUCUUUCCUUAGUAUUGUUUUGAAUGGCUUGGAUGGCAACAAGGCCAGUUCAUAGUUACUCUAUUGUUAAGAAGUUUGUGCGUGUAUUUAUGUAUUACACUUACACAUCUGUUCUGUCCCUCUUGCAAUCUUAGCACGCUUUGCAAUCAGCCUAACUAAUCUACUAUGACAUAUCUUGAGGUAAUGUGCUAUUCUUAUCCUUUAUUUCUUGUUUCGUAACCAAGAAGUGGUUUCCAAUUCCAAUACAACUGACCUUAUCCUGCUUUGCAGUUAACUAAGUUCUUCUAUUAUAAAAUGCUCAUAUGGAUUCUCUUGUAUUCAUUUCUGUUGCUAGAUUGGAAAUGUGAUACCAUUCAUGGCCUCUUUAAGAUGCAAUAUAAUUACUCUUACAUCGCUCCCCAAGUAUACCAAUGGGAGCAGCAAGUUUUAAAUAAUAGAGGGAAGUUUAUGCAGCACAGAUUCUGAAUGAGGUAUGGACACAGAUGGGGAA
Molecule: messenger RNA, 756 nt
Organism: Rubroshorea leprosula
Lineage: Eukaryota; Viridiplantae; Streptophyta; Magnoliopsida; Malvales; Dipterocarpaceae
Source: the annotation of a GenBank genome assembly